This is a messenger RNA of Hansenula anomala, 1089 nucleotides long. RefSeq names its product zinc-coordinating transcription factor SFP1 (gene SFP1). Bases 1 to 1089 code for a protein of 362 amino acids. Lineage: Eukaryota; Fungi; Ascomycota; Saccharomycetes; Phaffomycetales; Wickerhamomycetaceae. The transcript has 3 exons. Gene Ontology annotation, cellular component: nucleus. The record is from RefSeq and is a predicted model, not a curated record.
AUGAAUACAAAUAGCUUCUUCAACCAGGCAGCUGCAAUAAGUAUACCCAAUGGUAAUCAGGGGUCUUCAUUAUCUCAACCAAUAGAUAUUGCUUACCAAAGAUCCGGAUCAGUAUUCAAUAAUAAUUCCAAUUUCCCUACUUCUAAUCAAAGAGAUUCCAUUGCACAUUCUCAAGGUGUUGGUGGGAUUAGUUGGGGUUCAGUCACUAUUGGAAGUUGGCUUAAAGAUGAAGUCAUGAUGCACAACAAUUUUAACUUGGGUAGUACAAAUGCUCAAAUAUCAAUGUCGCCUCCUAUACAAUCAGCCUAUUUACCUGACUUGGAAGCCAAUUAUUGUAAAGAUUAUAGUUGUUGUGGCCAAUUAUUGCCAACGUUACAUGAUUUGUUGAAGCAUUAUGAGGAAUCUCAUAUAUCACCAACGCCUCCUACUCACCAACCAAAACCAAUCCAGAAUUUCGAUACUGUCUCCACGACUGAUGUCUUUAUAAAUUCAAAUAACAACAACAAUAAUAUGAACAAUGUUAAUCAAAAACAACAAAACACUUUUGGUUUCAAUCAAUCUCCUUUUCAACAACAAAACAUACAACAACAACUGCGUCAGCAAUUACAAGGUUCAAACAACAACUCAUCAUCAUCUAUACACCAACAGCAACAGCAUCAUAGUCCUCACCCUCAACAACAGCAAAAUCAUCAUAUCCAACAACAAUCACAGCAACAACAACAGCAGCAACAACAAAAUUACCAACUGCAUCAAAAUCUAAACAAUCCUCAACAGGUCAAUAUGGAUGAAGGAUACAUUGAUGACCCUUCAAGAAACUUGUAUGUGGCACAAGGCAACGAAAAACCAUUCACAUGUCCAGUGAUUGGUUGUAAUAAGACAUAUAAGAAUCAAAAUGGUUUGAAAUAUCAUAGACUUCAUGGUCAUCAAAAUCAAAAAUUACAUUUGAAUCCUGAUGGCACUUAUAGUGUUAUUGAUCCAAAUGAUGGCAAUGGCAUGGAACAAGAUAAACCUUAUAGAUGUGAAGUUUGUGGUAAACGUUAUAAGAACUUGAAUGGUUUGAAAUAUCACCGUGGCCACUCUACACAUUAG